GCAAGCCAUGCUCAGAAUGAUCUUGAUCACGGCCAAGAACAGUGUGAUUUCACAAUAAAGGAGGCAACAUGAAAAUUAAUAUUUUAUUUUUAAUAUUAUUUUAUUUACUACAAAAUAGUUCAAGUUAUGAUUAUAAUUAUGAAGAAUAUGUGACUGUUGAAGAAGAAAAUUAUGCGGUACCGAGAGAAUGCAGAGGUUACUGUGACGAAAAUGGGUUUAGAGAAAAGAGGUCAGGAUCUCAAGUCAAAAGUCAUGUCUUAGAAGCAAUGAUGAGCACUAAGGUGUUACCUUUGAAAAAGGAUGAACCUGAUAUAUUUGCGUUAAGAGACCAGUAUGAAUUGCCUAAAGGUUUCAAAGGACCCUUAUCGGAAUACGACUUCAUCAUAGUGGGGGCAGGAUCAGCUGGGAGCGUGCUGGCUUCCCGUCUCACGGAGGAUAAAAAGACGACGGUCCUGCUCAUAGAAGCUGGUCGUGGAGAGUCACUGAUAACAGAUGUACCCAUUCUGGCACCAGUACUCCAACAAACUGAUUACGUGUGGCCUUACCUCAUGGAAUACCAGCCAGGAGUUUGCACGGGGAUGGUGGAUGGAAAGUGCUUCUGGCCGAGAGGUAAAGCGGUGGGUGGGACAAGCGUGGUCAACUACAUGAUCUACACCAGGGGCAUGAAGGAGGACUGGGACAGGAUCGCAGCAGCCGGCAACUAUGGAUGGUCAUACGACGAUGUCAUACCGUACUACAUCAAAUCGGAACGAGCCGAUCUUAAAGGACUUAAAAACUCGCCGUGGCAUGGACGAGAUGGUGAACUCUCCGUGGAAGAUAUCCCAUUCAGAUCUAAGCUAUCAAAGGCCUUUCUGGAUGCAGCGAAACUAUACGGUCAUCGCAGAGUAGACUACAACAGCCCAGAUGCAUUUGGCUUCAAUUAUAUUCAAGCAACACUCACCAGAGGGCAGAGGGCCAGCAGCGCCAAAGCAUUUCUACAUAAGAACAAAAAGAGGAAGAAUCUACACAUCUUAAUAUCCAGCAGAGCAACUAAAGUUAUCAUAGACCCUAUCAACAAACAAGCAGUUGGUGUUGAAUUCCAUAAAAACGGACGAGUGUACCAAAUCAGAGCCAACAAGGAAGUGAUUCUUUCAGCAGGUCCCAUUGAAUCACCACAUCUACUAAUGCUUUCUGGCGUAGGGCCAAGAAAACAACUGCAAUCUUUUGGAAUACCCGUAAUACAAGAUCUUAAAGUGGGUGAAUCACUAUACGAUCAUAUUUCCUUCCCGGCUUUAGCAUUUACUUUGAAUCAGACCAGAUUGACACUUGUUGAGAAGAAAAUAGCUACAAUACAGAAUACAAUCCAGUACGAUCAAUAUGGUGAUGGUCCUAUGUCUUCUUUAGCCGGAGUUGAAACUAUUGGAUACAUAAAAACGAAUAUAUCAAAUGAAAUUGGCGACUAUCCAGAUAUUGAAUUAUUAGGAUCUUGUGCCUCUUUAGCUUCUGAUGAAGGAACGAUUGUAGCCAAAGGAAUUCGAAUGGCUGAUUGGCUCUACAAUGAUGUCUACAAACCAAUAGAAAAUGUCGAAAGUUUUACUGUAUUGUUCAUGUUACUGCAUCCUAAAUCGAAAGGUUAUUUGAAGUUGCAAUCAGCAGAUCCCUUCCAACAACCCGCUCUAUAUGGUAAUUACCUGACGCAUCAACAGGACGUGGACACAAUGAUAGCUGCAAUAAGAUAUAUUAUCAAACUCGUGGACACACCACCGUUCAGGAAAUACGGAGCAACAUUGCACAAAAAGAAAUUCCCGAACUGUAAACAAUAUGAGUUUGGAAGUGACAAUUAUUGGGAGUGUGCUGUAAGGGCAGUGACUGCGACGUUGCAUCAUCAAAUAACGACGUGUAAGAUGGGUCCUCCCACAGAUCCUGAGGCAGUGGUAGACCCAGAGCUGAGAGUGUACGGAAUCAGCAAUCUACGAGUUGUUGACAGCAGUAUUAUCCCGAGGACGAUAGUCGCUCACACUAACGCACCAGCCAUUAUGAUUGGAGAAAAGGCUGCCGAUAUGAUUAAAAGGACUUGGAAGCUAUUCUAAAUAAAACAGAUUUAAAGUUUUCCUGCGACUGAAACCAGUUCGAAUGGAGAUCUAUGCUCAAGCAAAGCCACCGAUAGGAUAUGUAUGAAAUCAUUCACAAGAACGAUGUGACUAAUUCCUUUAGGAUUAAGACAUAACCUGGUGUCGAGGUUAUUUAGAUUAAUUUAAUUUUAAUAGACUUAUAAGAUAAGUAGGUAAUAUUUAUUUAAUUAAAACAAAAUUAAAUUAGCCGCGUGCAUUAUUUGACUUCUUCGUAUGUCUAGUCGUUGUAAGUGCUAUUGCUGAAUGCACCUCGCAAAGUUUCACGAUUUUACUUUUAACUAGUAAUUAGAAGUAAUCUAAGCAGCACGUAGUACAGGUUUGUAUACGUAACUGUAUACAAGGAAAACUUCGACAUACUUGGAUUACUAGCAGACAUUGUAAGGUAAAAUUAUGACAAGGAAAAUAUUACAAUAAACGAUUCAACUAAGAAAAACA
This is a messenger RNA of Spodoptera frugiperda (fall armyworm), 2546 nucleotides long. Its product is annotated as glucose dehydrogenase [FAD, quinone]. Gene Ontology annotation, molecular function: flavin adenine dinucleotide binding; oxidoreductase activity, acting on CH-OH group of donors. The record is from RefSeq and is a predicted model, not a curated record. Lineage: Eukaryota; Metazoa; Arthropoda; Insecta; Lepidoptera; Noctuidae.